AUGCGCUCUGCUGUGGGGGUGGGAUCUGCACUCGGAGACAAGGACGAGCGCAAGACGCAACCGAGGCGACACAGCCCUGCAAGACGCAAAGGCCAGGCCACUGUCAUGAAAAAUAAAGACGGGCAACCCAUUCUGCCAACGCAGGACAUUGUCGCCCAGAUCCCGGUGCCCCAUCCCAAACUGCAAGAUGCAAGCAGCGCCAAAGGGACUGCCUGUGACAUGGACGCCAUAAGCCCCAUGAGGCGGAGACACUGCCGCCAUGUGACUCUGGCCCCCAGUCUGAACUGCGAGAGACAACUCUCGAAGGACAUCAGUCUCGCCUGUGAUAGUGUGAGACUUGCUGCCUGA
This is a messenger RNA of Knipowitschia caucasica, 348 nucleotides long. The record is from the annotation of a GenBank genome assembly. NCBI's taxonomy places the organism in Eukaryota, Metazoa, Chordata, Actinopteri, Gobiiformes, Gobiidae.